AUGGCAGUUGGACUUGGACAAAGAUUUUUGAUGAAGGUGGUGAAGAAUGAGUCGAUGAAAACCCCGGAAAUUUAUGGAUGGAAAGUUUUCUUCCUGGCAUCUUCUGCUUGUUUUGGCGGCAUGCCUUUUGGCUGGGAUAUUGGUACAAUUGGAGGUGUCAUUGUUAUGCCGACUUUUACCAAAGCAUACCACAUCGACAAGCUUGAUGACAGUGCGCAAGCCAAUCUUUUAUCGAAUAAUACGAUAGUCGUCAGUACAUUGCAAGCCGGCUGUUUCUUUGGAUCACUGUUCGCAUACUAUAUUGCGGAUCGAUGGGGUCGAAAGCCUGCGCUGCUUAUUGCUGCUGGUAUAACUAUUGUGGGUGUUAUUGUUCAGUGUGCUUCGGCGGGUCAUAUCUCGGCACUCUAUGUCGGAAGACUUGUUGCGGGAAUGGGUGUUGGAGCUGCUAGUAUGCUUACGCCACUCUAUGUACGCUUCACAACUCCUUUCCCUAUUUGA
This is a messenger RNA of Sclerotinia borealis F-4128, 498 nucleotides long. The record is from the annotation of a GenBank genome assembly. NCBI's taxonomy places the organism in Eukaryota, Fungi, Ascomycota, Leotiomycetes, Helotiales, Sclerotiniaceae.